Messenger RNA from Manihot esculenta (cassava), 1931 nucleotides. RefSeq names its product serine/threonine-protein kinase-like protein At1g28390. Gene Ontology annotation, cellular component: plasma membrane. Gene Ontology annotation, molecular function: ATP binding; protein kinase activity. Bases 261 to 1739 code for a protein of 492 amino acids. Lineage: Eukaryota; Viridiplantae; Streptophyta; Magnoliopsida; Malpighiales; Euphorbiaceae. The record is from RefSeq and is a predicted model, not a curated record. The transcript has a single exon. Gene Ontology annotation, biological process: protein phosphorylation.
UUCCAUUCAAAAAUCUCAAGCUUUGAAUUUUCAUGUCUAAUCUCUCUCUCUCUCUCUCUCUCAACUUGUAAACCAGUAGACGCCUUUACACUACCCUAACCACACCACCACAGUAAUGGCUUUUGCCGCUUUAGUUUCCCACCUCUGCUCCUAUUUCAAUCCUUUUCUCUCUCUUUCUCCCUCAAGAAACUAUCCUGAAUAAUUUAUACUCUCUUUCCCUUUCUUUUUUAUUUUUCUUUCUAAUUAUUGUUGUUAUUAUUAUGGGUUAUCUCUCUUGCAAUGCAGAAUCUGCAAUUGCCACCUGCGAUCCCUACUACUGGGAAUGCAAGAGGAGGAAAAACAAAACCAACAGAAACAAACCCAAUAAGCCCAUUAAGAUCAGAGAUUUUACUUACCCGGAGCUAGUAAAAGCCACCAAUGGGUUCUCCGCUGAAAGCUUUCUUGGCAAAGGCAGCCACGGCACAGUUUACAAAGCUUCUCUCGACGACGGUAGGCUUAUAGCCGCCGUGAAGGCGGCCUCUCGAAACCCAUCAAUAAGCAUCCACAGUAACUGCACCUCUUGCACAACUCCUGCAGAGAAUGAGAUUGAGAUACUCUCUAGAGUACAGCAUCCGAGGCUAGUCAACCUCAUUGGUUUUUGUGUAGAUUGUAAAGACAGGAAAUUACUGGUUGUAGAAUACAUGCCAAAUGGUUCAUUAUACAGUCUUCUACACUGCAGCUCCAGACCGCCCGGUUGGACCAGGCGUGUGCGAUUCGCUUUGCAAAUUGCCAAGGCUGUUCAAGCUUUGCACUCGGCCAACCCGCCGGUUAUUCACAGAGACAUAAAAUCGCCAAAUGUGCUGAUCGACGAGAACUGGAACGCGAGGCUUGGAGAUUUCGGGCUCGCCUUGCGAGGACACGUCGAAGAUGUACGAGCCAAGUGCACGCCGCCAGCAGGGACAUUAGGAUACCUCGACCCUGGCUAUCUCGCGCCGGGAGAUUUAAGCACCAAGAGCGACGUUUUCAGUUUCGGGAUCUUACUGUUGGAAGUGAUCAGUGGCAGGAAUGCAAUUGAUGUCAACUAUAGCCCACCAUCUAUCGUCGACUGGGCUGUACCGUUGAUAAAGCGGGGGGACUUCUCCGCUAUUUGCGAUCACAGAAUCGGGUCACCGGUGGACCCGGGAGUGAUAAGAAAUCUCGCAAUUCUGGCGGCCAAGUGUGUGCGAUCCACGGCGGAGAAGCGUCCCGCAAUGACAGAGGUAGUUGAAGCGUUGAAAAUGGUUCGCAAGAGAAUUCAGGCGCCGCACAUAUGGAACAGUUUGAGGAGGCGCGUGGGACUAGUGGAAGAAUCGCGGUCAAAUGAGGAGGCAAUUGAUUCAAAUAAAGAGAUUGUUAACGCUAACAAGACGACUAGAGUGGGGAACAGAAGAAACAGGAAAGUAUCCAAUGUAGAGUACGGAAAUGAAACGAUUGGAUUUGCAGGGGAGCGGGUAAGCAGAUCAAAAUCGGUUGGUUCAUUCAGCGAUACCAAACUGCGAAGGUCUGAUUCAAGAAGAAAAGCAGGUGUAGCAGUGAAAAUCCCGGUAGUGAAGCUGAGCAAGUCAAGGUCGAUGGGAGUACUGCAAAGAAGCUUAGACAUAGAAAUGGAGGGAGUGAUAAAUUCCAGAGAAAUUGAGGCCUCCAUGUCUAAGCUGUUGAUAGAGUUGGACGAAAAGUCAGAGCAAGAGAUGCAAGAGAAGCCAUUGGUGAUCUCCAUCUAAGAAGUCUGUUGGAUUUGUUGUGCUUUGAUGAAUUUUGAGUAUACGAUCCAGAUGGGUUUUGUUUUUGGGAUUCAUCAAUCUACAACAGAAAUAGAUAAUCUCUGUAUGAGAUGGAUCAAACAAAAUUCCAAAUUCUUUUGCAUUGGAUUUUAAUAUUUUAUACAUUUAAAUUUGCAAUUUCUUCUGGGAUUA